Molecule: messenger RNA, 1080 nt
Organism: Rhopalosiphum padi (bird cherry-oat aphid)
Lineage: Eukaryota; Metazoa; Arthropoda; Insecta; Hemiptera; Aphididae
Product: piggyBac transposable element-derived protein 4-like
Exons: 1
Coding region: 1-1080 (359 amino acids)
Source: RefSeq, a predicted model, not a curated record
AUGGACAAUAAUCCGGGUACAUCAAAAUCACCUCCAAUAAAAAAAAAACGACUGACCGAUCAGGAAAUUUUUAAUUUAAUUGAAAACCCUUUGUCCAGUGAUGAGGACUUCGAUCUUAGUUCUGACACAGAUUUGGGUGAAGGUGACUCUGCCGAUGAUGAUGUCGAUUUUGAAGAACCUGCAGACAAUGCUGUGGGUGAAAUGAUUUUUGGUGAAAUUGAUGACAAUAAUGUGACUGAUACAGAUGAUCCUAUUAUUGAUGAGGUAAGUCCGUUACGUUUAGAUGAGGAAAAUAGUGAAACUGGUACAUUAUCACCGCCACUAAUAUCUCCACCCACAACUCGGCAUAGGAUAAUAAAACAACCAACAACACGUGUUUCGGCUCCAAAUUAUAAUUGGUUGGACCAUUCGCCUAAUUUGGACACUAUUGAUUUUCAUGAAAAUGUUGGGUUAAAAAUAAGACCUGAUGGAGACCAACCAAUUGAUUUUUUUAAUUUAUUACUGACCAAUGAUUUUUUCGAAUUCGUUGUUAGAGAAACAAACAACUAUGCAACAGAUUUAUACAUGAAUAGAUCCAGCGAUAAAUCCCGUAUAACAAAAUGGGUAGACACAAAUGUAAACGAACUGAAAGUUUUUUUUGGCUUGCUUUUACACACAGGCACAAUAAAAUUGCCUAAAAUGUCAGACUAUUGGAAAACCGAUGAACUAUUUAAUUUGAACUGUUUUCGAGAAAAAAUGAGUCGAAAUAGGUACAUGUUGAUUAUGCGCGCUUUACAUUUUUGUAAAAAUCCCGAAACUGAUGAAGAGGUACCUAGUCGCAUAUAUAAAGUUGAAAAAGUUUUGGAUUUUUUCAAUAAACGAAUGCAAGAAAUAUAUCACCCUUCUGAAAAUUUGUCGUUAGACGAAUCGAUGGUACUUUGGCGCGGCCGUCUAGUAUUUCGGCAAUACAUAAAAAAUAAACGCCAUAAAUAUGGCGUUAAGUUGUACAUGUUAACUGAACACCAAGGACUUGUACAACAAAUUAUGAUUUAUUCUGGCCAAGGUACUGGUGUAUUGCCCGGAGUUAGUCAUACCGAAUAA